Messenger RNA from Xyrauchen texanus (razorback sucker), 2117 nucleotides. Its product is annotated as very-long-chain 3-oxoacyl-CoA reductase-A. Bases 139 to 1098 code for a protein of 319 amino acids. The record is from RefSeq and is a predicted model, not a curated record. Gene Ontology annotation, cellular component: endoplasmic reticulum. Gene Ontology annotation, molecular function: oxidoreductase activity. The transcript is spliced from 11 exons. NCBI's taxonomy places the organism in Eukaryota, Metazoa, Chordata, Actinopteri, Cypriniformes, Catostomidae.
GAUAGACUAGUAUGUUGGAGGAGUUGUAGGGGUGUGAUGCCACAACCUGCUUAUAAAGGGGCGCACACAUUGAAGCUUUAAAGCAGUGCUUAACGCCUAAUUUUGCAGGUCAUUCACCACGCACAGCCAGCCGUAGACAUGGAGUCGUUUAACGUGGUGGAGACGCUUCAACCUGCCGAAAGAGCGCUCUUCUGGGUCGGUGCAUUUACCACGGCCUCGCUGGCGCUGUGGCUGUUGUACAUGAUUGUCACUGGCUUUAGGAUAUGGGUGCUGGGAAACGGGGAUUUACUCUCUCCCAAAUUGGGAAAAUGGGCAGUUGUGACUGGAGCCACGGAUGGGAUUGGGAAAUCCUAUGCGGAGGAGCUUGCUCAUCGAGGAUUCUCCAUGAUGCUCAUCAGCCGCUCCCAAGAGAAGCUUGACGACGUGGCAAAGUUUCUUGAAAGCACGUAUAAAGUGGAAACAAAGACCAUUGCAGUGGACUUUGGUCAGAUUGACAUCUAUCCUAAAAUUGAAAAGGGUCUUUCUGGACUGGAAAUUGGAGUUCUUGUUAAUAAUGUGGGCAUCUCUUAUCCCUACCCUGAGUUCUUCCUGCACAUCCCUGAUCUGGAAAAUUUCAUCAACACCAUGAUUAAUGUCAACAUUACCUCAGUGUGCCAAAUGACUCGUCUGGUGCUGCCUAGAAUGGAGGCAAGAGCAAAAGGUGUUAUCCUCAACAUCUCUUCUGCCAGUGGCAUGUUCCCUCUUCCACUGCUGACCAUCUACUCCUCCACUAAGGCUUUUAUGGACUUUUUCUCACAAGGGCUUCAAGCGGAGUACAAGUGUAAAGGAAUCAUCAUCCAGAGCGUGCUACCUUUCUUUGUGGCUACUAAGAUGACGAAGAUCAGGAAGCCAACUCUGGACAAGCCCACACCUGAACGCUACGUAGCUGCUGAACUGACCACUGUGGGACUGCAGGACCGAACCAAUGGCUAUUUCCCUCACGCCGUCAUGGGCUGGGUGAUAACUGUCUUGGCUCCCAUAAAGCUGGUCCUCUACUUGGGUCUGUGCCUGAACAAGUCCCAGCGCGGUGGCUAUCUCAGGAGGAGAAAGCUGCGAUAGUUUUGAGGACAUUGUGUGACAGAGAUUAAAUGGAAAUAAAAUGCGACCAAAUGUUUUACAGAACGUAUGUGCUGAGAUUUGAGAUUCAGUAGUGAUUCUUAAUGGUGAAUCUUUGAAGUGCAUCCUCUUACAAUAUUUUUUUUUUUUAUGUUGUUUGUAUAUCAUGUUUUUGAAUGAAUGUCUAGACACUGCCGGCGUUCCACAAUGACCCACUGAGAAUGAAAUGUUGCUGAAAAUAAUGACUCUUGACUUGUUAGUUGCCUGGAAUGGGGACGUAUAGUUUUCUGUAUUGGGUGAAAAGUGUUACAUUGUUGCAGGGAGGGCUUUGUUGCCACUGCUGUUGUAAGCAGAGGGAUAUUGAUGAGGUGGUAGUGUUUUAUAUUUAUUUAAAAAAAAAUUUUACCUGGACUGUUUACUUGCACUCUUAACUGCGAAUAACUAUUUUGCAAUUGUGCCUUUUUUCCUUCUAAUAAGUGAUAAAUGGGGGUUGGCCUUUUAUAAUUUAGCAUAUUUAAAAAAAUCUAUGGUGGCUAUUUCUGAAUCUUGCACUGUUGUACUGUAUCCAUAUGAAACCAGAGGUCUGAAUAAGGUGUUUUUUUUGUACAUUGGCCUUUUCAGGCUUAAAGUUUACCUGUCAGCCUUGGUUUAUAUAAAACCUGUGUGCCUUUUUUUUAUACUGUAGGAUUUGAAGUUGUUCACGUUUAUUGAAAGGAGAUCUUUGCUAUCUGUUUGUAUGCAGACCUAACGCACAUUUAUAUGCUAACCAUGUAGAUUAAUAUCGCUAAUUGUCUGAUUCGUUCAUGGACUUAUUUGAGGAAUACCUCCACAUUUUAGAUCUCUGUAUGAUUAUUUUCGGAGCAAUGUCAGUCAAGUUGAAAUGUCCAGGUGGUUGAACCUCAUUGGUCGCCUCUGGUUUAAAACCUGGAAUGUGCUCAUUCCAGACAUAUCGAAGAGUGGAACACGAUGUACUGCUUACUCGGGUGCAAUAAUCUGAAAUAUUUGUUUGUUAAUAAAAUUAC